AUGAAGGAGCCUCUCGACUCCAACCGUGUCAAUUUCUUAAUCUGGAGGUAUCUCAUAGAAGGCAACUAUCGAGAGACGGCGGUCAAAUUCCAAAAGGAGUGGCACAUUGAAGAACCGCACCGGCAGCUCGAGUUUGCGCGUCACGUCAAGAGUCACGCACUAGUCAACACAUUAAACCGGGGCCUGCUCUACAAUGCAUUGGAGAGGGAAUUCGCCAAGUCGCAGCAGGUGCCUCAAAAUGCAGCGGCAGUGGCCGAGGGGGUGCAGCUAGGAGUGUUUGGUCCUCUGAUGGCAAACGCUGCAGCAGCAACUGCGGCACCUCUGCCUCCAGCCGACGAGGAGCAUGAUUCGGAGGAGGACGCAGAAGGAGAGCCAGAUAUCGAAAAUCCCCGAAAACGUCCAGUCGACAACAGGCCACAGCAGCCGCAGCUUAAUGGAUCCCCGGCGGCCAAGCGGCCUCGUCUGAGCAAUGGCUAUGAAACCCAAAAUGGGCCAAAUGGGGUGGAUGCAGCCACAACACCCAUGGAACUUGACGGGCAGAGCCACCACGGCGACAACCACGCCUACCCGUCCCCCCUGGAAGGCGAGCAAGCUCCGACGCCGACGCCUCGGACUGAUGGCCCAGAGCAGGGCACGCAGGUCGAUAAAGUUGAGGAACUUGCGCCCGAAACCACCUUUAUUCCUCUUGGCUCCGACGAUGCACAACAAAUCUCGUCGCCAAUUGGAACGUCGACGUCGAGAAUCAACAGUGAGACGGCGCCCGUCCUGCUGCAUUGCCAAUGGAGUCCCCGAGAUCCCACAAUCUUGGCGGCUGCUGGCACCGAUGCGCUAGCCCGCGUUUGGACUGUCUCGCGUGCAAGCUCAACGACCGCCGACCUGGACCCUGCUCCUGGUCACGUGAACGGCGUCGUCGUCCCACCUUUCCACAGCCUCAUUGAGGAUGACAUAGCGCCCAAGGCGACGGUGACGGCCAUGGCCUGGAACUGGGAUGGGUCCGCAAUCGCCGUAGCCACUGACUCAGAAACGAGGGCUCGCAUCAGCCUAUGGAGUGCCGACGGCAGUCAUCUCCAUCACUUUGAAGUUCCAGAGCCGCCCAUCAUCAAAAUACGGUGGAACCCCAACAACGCCGCCAUCCUGGCGAUAGCGCCCGACAAUGGAGGUACACUUGUGACUGUCUACCACGCAACAACGUCGAACUCCAUGUCAUAUUUCCUUCCACGCCAUGAUAUUGAAGCCGAUCCCCUGGACGCCGCCUGGAUCAGCGAAACUGAAUUCUUGUUAUGUGGUGGCGAGUUGCUAGUUUCAUUGAGCUGUAUAGAUGGGAACAUCAUCGAAACCAGGAAAUUGGAAACACACGAAGGCGACAGCUUGACGCAAGUUCAAUUUGACUGGCGCUCAUCAAUGGCCGCAACGUGUGGAGAAAAGGGCUACGUCGAUAUCUGGGAUGCUUCGGGGAAGCGACGUGAAAUCAAGGCGCACGACGAUGCUGUCACCGCAUUGGCAUGGCAGCCGUUACAGUCCGAACCGGCACCCGACGAGCGUCUACUUGCGUCAGGCGGCGAAGACGGGGCAAUUUUCAUCUGGAAUGCCCGAUCUUCUGAUGGCAAACCUAAAUGCUCCAUGACUAUGGGACCCCCAAUUGUGGCCUUGGCGUUCACGCCUGACGGAGCCUUCAUCGCUGGUGCGACAAACGAGCGGAUUCUCAUCUGGAAAGUCGGCGACCACAGCAUCCCACGAGCCAGUUGGAGUCGUAUGCCUCAUCCCGGGUGGCUCAGCCCUCGAAUGAAUGCCGAGUCGGACGAAGAAGACGAACAUUGCCUUUGUUGGGACUCGACAGGGCAGAAACUGGCAUACGGUGUAAAUAGUCGAUUGGCUGUUAUAAACUUCCGAUGA
Molecule: messenger RNA, 1893 nt
Organism: Pseudomassariella vexata
Lineage: Eukaryota; Fungi; Ascomycota; Sordariomycetes; Amphisphaeriales; Pseudomassariaceae
Product: WD domain-containing protein
Exons: 6
Coding region: 1-1893 (630 amino acids)
Biological process (GO): regulation of transcription by RNA polymerase II
Cellular component (GO): Set3 complex
Molecular function (GO): transcription corepressor activity; protein binding
Source: RefSeq, a predicted model, not a curated record